Messenger RNA from Eimeria tenella, 516 nucleotides. RefSeq lists its product as uncharacterized. The record is from RefSeq and is a predicted model, not a curated record. The transcript is spliced from 2 exons. The coding region runs from base 1 to 516 and encodes 171 amino acids. NCBI's taxonomy places the organism in Eukaryota, Apicomplexa, Conoidasida, Eucoccidiorida, Eimeriidae.
AUGGUGCUUUUUGCCCCCGCAAAGCUGAAAUAUUCGGAUGUUUCCCCCCACUCCCUCAGAGCCGUCAGCCUCGAACACGGCCCCCAGUACAGCGCCAUCUACUGGGAAACUGGCCACCGCUCUUGGCUUCCCUUUUGGGCCGCAGCCACUCAGAAGUUCACCUGGAAACUCAUCGACGACCAGCUGCGGGGGCUGCUGCGCAUGACUCUGGCCGUGAGUCGGGAGCCUUUUGUGUUUUAUUCUUCUCCAAGAAGUUAUUUUAGAAAUUAUUUUGGAGACCCAGAUGUCCACUUGGUGUCUCCUUUAGCAGCAAAGUUUCGCUUCAGCUUCAACGCAGCAGGAGUGGAGGCUUUCGAGGACCUGGACGAGCUGCUGCAGCAGCAGCUGCUGCAGCAGCAGCAGUGCAGCAGCAGCAGCAGCGCAGCAGCAGCAAGCCACUUCUUUGCUAGUGAAAAAGAUAAAACUGAUGCCAUUGAUGCUAUCCGAAAAAGCGCGAAAAUCGCAGAACAGCCCUGA